AUGGAAGAAACUUUCUCGUCUUUGAACAUUAAAGAUGUUGAGCAAAAAACUGUAGAGGGAACGGCUGAAUUUUGGGAUUGCCCAUGGCAUCCAGCAAUCAAAGAAAUAAAUCAAGUGAUCAAAAAUGGGAAGAAAUUGGAUUUGUCUUCGUUCUGGAUCUUUUUGGAUCAUAAUUACGAACUUUCUACGUGGUGUUGCCAAUGUCGCGAAACAGUCUUUGAUAUGGAUCAAGAAGAAAUAAUUAAGCUUUUAGAAGGGAACACUUAUUCUUAUAAAUUUUUUGUCUGUUCUGAGUGUGCUCAGAUCAUUAAAUACGCUACAUUUCAUUAUUAA
Molecule: messenger RNA, 333 nt
Organism: Meloidogyne enterolobii
Lineage: Eukaryota; Metazoa; Nematoda; Chromadorea; Rhabditida; Meloidogynidae
Source: the annotation of a GenBank genome assembly